AAUUAUGCAAAACCCACAAGCAAAACUAAAAAUAAAAGAAAAGAAAAAGGAGAGCUUGUGAUAUAUUCUUCAUCUUCUUCGCAUUGGUGUCCCCUUUAGCUCAGAAUCAGAUCCGCUUCCUUCGUCGAGGUCUCUUCCGGAUCACCAGAGAAAGAAAGCUCUCUUUCAUUCUUACUAUUCAGCUUCCGGUUUUCAAGAAAUCACCCAAAUGGACGGAGGAGGUGACGUGGCAACGCCUGUACAAAAGCGAGCACACGAGGCGUGGAGGCUUUACAAAUACUAUCUCGACAAGACGACACCUCACUCAACCUACAGGUGGAUCGGCACGCUCGUCGUCUUCCUCAUCUACUGCUUGAGGGUUUUCUCAAUUCACGGAUUCUACAUCAUCUCAUACGGCCUCGGCAUCUACCUCCUCAACCUCCUCAUCGGCUUCUUGUCCCCUCUCGUUGACCCUGAGCUCGAUGCCUCUGAUGGUGGUGCUUCUCUCCCCACUCGUGGCUCUGAUGAGUUCAAGCCCUUUAUCCGCCGACUCCCUGAGUUCAAAUUCUGGUACUCCAUGACUAAGGCCUUCUGCAUUGCCUUUCUGAUGACGUUCUUCUCGGUCUUUGAUGUUCCUGUCUUCUGGCCGAUACUGCUUUGCUACUGGGUCGUUCUCUUUGUCCUCACCAUGAGACGCCAGAUCUCUCACAUGAUCAAGCACAAGUACAUUCCUUUCAGCAUCGGCAAACAGAAAUAUAGCGGGAGGAGAUCUGGUGCUGGUAGUGGCGGCUCUCGUGCUGAUUGAUUGAUCCAGAAGAAGGGGAAAAUGGGAGAUGGGGUUUAAACCAUUUUGGAGUGUUUUGUAGUGAUGAAUUUUUUAAAAUCAAAUUCUUAUUAGCUACCUAUUGGGCAACAAGAAAGAAGGAAACAAAAGGGUGUGAUUAGUUUAAUCUGUUAUAUGUUGCAGGAAAAAUGUUCUUUGUUAGUUCCCCUUUUAAUCCUAAGCACUUUCUGUAAAUAUGGUUUUUACUUCUGUUUCGAAACAAAUUCAUUCCUUUGUUU
Brassica rapa (field mustard) is the source of this 1041-nucleotide messenger RNA. Its product is annotated as protein RER1B. The record is from RefSeq and is a predicted model, not a curated record. Gene Ontology annotation, cellular component: Golgi membrane. Gene Ontology annotation, biological process: protein retention in ER lumen; retrograde vesicle-mediated transport, Golgi to endoplasmic reticulum. Lineage: Eukaryota; Viridiplantae; Streptophyta; Magnoliopsida; Brassicales; Brassicaceae.